This is a messenger RNA of Pisolithus orientalis, 1233 nucleotides long. Its product is annotated as RTC4-like domain-containing protein. The record is from RefSeq and is a predicted model, not a curated record. Bases 391 to 1134 code for a protein of 247 amino acids. The transcript is spliced from 4 exons. Lineage: Eukaryota; Fungi; Basidiomycota; Agaricomycetes; Boletales; Pisolithaceae.
CAAACGGCGUAAGUUUUCUUUCGCGUGACUGGGUGUCGGAUGGGUCAAGCCAUACUGGUAGCUCUUGCAGGAUAGCCGAAAGCAUUUCCGCCAAGCGAAUAUUCAGCCUAAUCCUUCGAAGUUGAUAUCGGGCACGCUAAAGACCCCUCUACUCUGUGCCCCUACUGCGAUGAACCACUCCCGCCUUAUCCAACACCCUCCUUCCAAGGUCUCCUGUCCGAAGCCCACAAGAAGUCGCGCGCAGACCCCCGCCCGCGAAACCCGCGGGGCCUCGCGGCCCCGUUGGCGAUCUAUAUCUCAGUGUGUCAGCGGCACCGUUUCGAAAGACAUCAGUUACCCAUCGCAUUGGAGCGUGGAUGGCCGCAGGUCAUCAACUUUAAGAACUUGCCGAUGAGGGUGAACAGGAUGAAACCUUACUUGGAGGCUAUCAUCAUGGACAAUUAUGAUCAGGACACUGACCAUGACGUGGCCAGUGACACUGACGAAAACGAUGAUACGAGAGGACCAAGAAGUCGAAGUGCGUUCUGGAAAGAGGUGAAACGAGAAGUUAAGAAGCAAGGAAGUAGGACGACUCUCGGCGUCAAAGGACAAUUUGCGAGCUUCGAAAAGAUUCAGCCAGGAUAUUAUGGUGAACAAGGGUCGGUCAUCAUCCACCAAACACUCUUCAACCUCUUCCCGCCUUCCUCCUUCGAUUCGUCACUCAUCGAACCGCUCACCCCAACAGAAUUUAUACAACGGGUUCUAGUCCCUGAAACAGCAGCACGUCUAAUCGCGCAGGACCUUGGCGUGGACAUGGACUAUGCUAUUAUGACAUUGCACGAAAGCGCACGAUAUGGUGUUGCCAUGUUCCCCGACACGGGAGGGCCUGAUGGCAAACGUGUCAUCGACGAAGAGAUGGGGGUGGCCGAUCAAAUCGUCAUGGAACGUGCACGUACGCGGCGGAAGGAACUCGAAGAGGAGGAAAGGGUCGAGGAGGAGAUGGUUAAGGAAGAGGCACAGAAGAAAGCUAGAACGAGAAGAGGGAGGUUCGCUGAGCGCGCUCUGAAUGCGCGGGAGGCUAGGGAGCCCCUUGCCGUUGAAAGCGAUGACCUAACUCUGAUAACUCUGAACCCACGGAGCCGGUGGACGUCUUGAAGCGCACAAAGGGCAAAAACGCCGAGCGCAGGAGCUCAGCGAAAAUCAUAUACCCCGUGGAAGAUGAACAAACACCUCGUCCUUCAAGGCGCACGGAAU